This is a messenger RNA of Rhinocladiella mackenziei CBS 650.93, 1071 nucleotides long. RefSeq lists its product as uncharacterized. Lineage: Eukaryota; Fungi; Ascomycota; Eurotiomycetes; Chaetothyriales; Herpotrichiellaceae. The record is from RefSeq and is a predicted model, not a curated record. The transcript has a single exon. The coding region runs from base 1 to 1071 and encodes 356 amino acids. Gene Ontology annotation, cellular component: membrane. Gene Ontology annotation, biological process: G protein-coupled receptor signaling pathway. Gene Ontology annotation, molecular function: mating-type factor pheromone receptor activity.
AUGCCGCUGUCCGUGUAUGCUGCCACAUUCGCCGUCCUCGCCCUGUUAGCAUGCCUGCUCUCAAUUUUCCCCUUGGUUGUCCACCUCAAGGCCAGGAACCUGGCCACCACUGUCCUUACUCUCGCAGCCUUGCUCUUAAAUAUCCAAAACUUUGUCAAUGCGCUGAUCUGGACCUCUCGCAAUCCCGAUACUUGGUGGAAUGGAAAGAUCCUUUGCGAUAUCGAAGUGAAACUUUACGUUGGGUUUGGCAUUGCGAUAUAUGGGGCUAUUGCCAGUCUAUUUCGACAUAUUUACACUAUUCUCGACGUUGAAAACACAACGGCUUUACCAAGUCCACAACAGCGCCGAAUCAGGCUCGCCAUUGAGCUCGGCCUAUGCAUCAUCAUGCCAAUCGUGAUAGCAGCUGCACAUUAUAUGGUCCAGAAAGACCGAUACUGGAUCAGAACUUCGGCCGGUUGUACGCCAUCAUACGACAAUUGCUGGGCGACACUUAUACUCAUCUUCUUGUGGCCCCUAGUUCUCUGCCUCGUUGCCAGUGGCUAUUGUAUCAUCUCCGUUGUUCGCUUGUGGAGGCAUAGAACACAGAUGUCUUCCGUCUUCUCAAACACUCCUGGGGUUACUCGUUCUCGCUUCACCCGCCUCUUCGCUUUGGCUUUUGCUCUUCUGGUCAUAUAUUGCCCUCUCGCCAUAUAUACUUUUUCAGCCAAUGCCGUCAUACCCACACAUAUGUAUUCCUGGUCGUAUGUUCACCCUCCAGAUUGGCCAGAAAGAAUUAUCAAGAGGCCGACCUCGGAAAGAUUUGGGUUGAAUCGAUGGGCCCAGGUUGCCACGGCAUAUAUGCUAUUCAUAUUCUUCGGACUAGGCCAUGAAGCCAUUCAUAUGUACAAGUCGUGUCUACGAGAAUUGAAAGUCUUGCUAACGGCGGACUGCGUCAAACAGGAUAAUAUCAGGGGUAGAUCGGCUAGGAAUGUCCAUCCGAGUCAAACAGAUCCUGGAACGAUCAUUACGGACAUCUCUUCAACACCGGAAGGCUUUCCACUGGCAGGAAUGCGGAUGGCGGAGACCGACUGA